AUCUGUCCAGUCACAUUAACAGUCAGUAAUCAGAGAGCAGAAGCAGUAAUGGCUGAAGGUAAUGGAUCUUUAGUCGGUCUGCUGUCCUAUGAGACUCUGGUCCACGCUGUAGCAGGAGCCGUGGGCAGCGUGACAGCAAUGACCGUAUUCUUUCCUUUGGAUACAGCUAGAAUUCGACUUCAGGUGGAUGAAAACCGAAAAUCCAAAUCCACUCCUGUCAUUCUGGCCGAGAUAGCAAAGGAGGAGGGAAUCAUGUCUCUCUAUCGGGGCUGGUUUCCAGUAAUCUCUAGCUUGUGCUGUUCUAACUUCGUCUACUUCUACACCUUUAACUCUUUAAAGCGAGUGAUGGUUUUAGAGAAAGGGCAAUCCAAGCCUGGCAGAGAUCUUGUCAUGGGCUUUAUCGCAGGGGCUGUAAACGUGCUUUUGACGACACCCAUGUGGGUGGUAAACACUCGCCUUAAGCUGCAGGGAGCCAAGUUCCGGAAUGAGAACAUCCACCAGACCCACUACAAGGGCAUUUUCGACACAUUUUCACAGAUCGUAGCUAAUGAAGGAAUUGGGGCGCUGUGGAAUGGGACCCUUCCAUCCCUGCUGCUGGUGUUUAACCCUGCAGUACAGUUCAUGUUCUACGAGGCGAUGAAGAGGAAAGCAGGGCGAGGUGGAAGAAAGAUUUCAUCACUGGAGAUUUUCCUUAUUGGUGCUAUCGCUAAAGCUGUUGCUACAACCGCCACUUAUCCUCUGCAGACAGUCCAGUCCAUCCUGCGGUUUGGCCAGUACAAGUCACAAGAGAGAGGAGGUUUACUGGGCAGCGUACGCAAUGUGGUGAAUUUACUAAUGGACAGAAUCAAAUGGAACGGAGCGCUUGGUCUGUACAAAGGUCUGGAGGCCAAACUUCUGCAGACGGUGCUGACAGCAGCGCUCAUGUUCAUGGUGUACGAGAAGAUCGCUGCAGUCACCUUCAGACUGAUGCGCCUCAAUAAGAAGCUAAAGCACUGACACUGUAAAGCCGUAGCAGAUCUUUUUCUUUACUACCUCCUUGACCUGUCCCGAUACAUACCGGAUUUUUUUAGCACACACAAUUUUACAGUCAUGGUCUCAUUUGUUUAUUUUGUAUAUUUUUUAUCCAUUUAUUCCAAUUAUUUUAUUACUGGGUCUGCAGCUUUGUAAUGCAUAUCGCUACCAAUAAGUGGUACAUGACCGAUGGUGAUGCAGCCGGUCCUGUAACAAGUUCGGACUCUAAAGGCUCUCCAUUAAAAAUAUAAUCAGAAAAGCAUCAGUUCUGGAGACCAGGGUUCUGUAAGGAUAAUUACUAUGGGUCCGUUCGAAAACCUAGUGAACUGCCUUGCUGUCUUACUGCCUACAUAGGCAGCUGCCCAAACAGAGAGGAUUCUAAUAAGUCAUCGAUUUAUAAGGCAGGUUAUUCGAACGCACUACUUAGACAGCGAUUCCAUCAGUUUUCGCUUACUAAGCUAAUACAGUUAGCAUCAUGCCAUUCAAACCAAUGGGAUGAGGUGGCACAACAGGCUAGCAUGUCAACUAACAUCUUCAUUCGUGUCCUGAAUACUGUUAAACUGAUCAGCCAUAACAUUAAAACCACCUCCUUGUUUCUACA
Messenger RNA from Trichomycterus rosablanca, 1612 nucleotides. It is a transcript of the gene slc25a17l, whose product is annotated as solute carrier family 25 member 17-like. Gene Ontology annotation, biological process: transmembrane transport. The transcript is spliced from 9 exons. The record is from RefSeq and is a predicted model, not a curated record. Gene Ontology annotation, cellular component: peroxisomal membrane. Lineage: Eukaryota; Metazoa; Chordata; Actinopteri; Siluriformes; Trichomycteridae. The coding region runs from base 49 to 996 and encodes 315 amino acids. Gene Ontology annotation, molecular function: NAD transmembrane transporter activity; ATP transmembrane transporter activity; FAD transmembrane transporter activity.